Oncorhynchus gorbuscha (pink salmon) is the source of this 1575-nucleotide messenger RNA. RefSeq names its product FSD1-like protein. The record is from RefSeq and is a predicted model, not a curated record. Lineage: Eukaryota; Metazoa; Chordata; Actinopteri; Salmoniformes; Salmonidae. The transcript is spliced from 12 exons. Gene Ontology annotation, molecular function: protein binding. Bases 124 to 1491 code for a protein of 455 amino acids.
UACUGCGCAUGUACGUGCACUAUGCUCGGCCAUCCAGUGGGGUAAUCGUCUUCCUCUUUGGAGAGAACUUCGCCUGCCUGCCUAUGCAUUGGAUUUGAUUAUACUUGUGUUUCGGUCCUCGGUAUGGACUCUCAAAAAGAGGCCUUACAGAGAAUAAUAACCACGUUGGCCAAUAAAAAUGAGGAGCUCCAGAACUUUAUGGAAACACUUACUCACUCUCUGGCUGGUGUCCAGGUGAACUCCCCACAGGCAGUGUCCGACCUGGAGGAGGAGUUUGACAGGUUAUUCACCAUCCUGGUUGAGAUGAAGGAGAGCAUGAUCAACACCAUCAAACAGGAAGGGGCCAAGAAGACACAGGAACUGCAGCAUCAACUGACACAGAGUGGCAGUGCCUUGAAGAGUGCAGUGGAGCUGCUGGAGUUCGCCAACAAUGCUCUGGAUAUUCAAGACGAGGAUGAGUUCACUAAGGCUGCCAAGCAGAUCAAAGAUAGGGUAACAAUGGCACCAGCCUUCAGACUGACCAUGAAGCCCAAGGCCACAGAUAACAUGGACCAUCUCAUGGUGGACUUCAACCAGGAACGGCAACUCCUCCAGAACCUCAAGUUUCUGCCUGUCCCUCAAGCCCCAGAGAUGGAGGUCGGGGACUGUCUGGUGUUAGACAACACUGUGUCUGUAGCCUGGAAAAUGCCAGUGGAGGACAGCAAGAUAGACCACUACAUACUGGAGUACAGAAAGACCGACCACGAAGGACUGCCACGCAUCAAAGACGAACGUUGCUGGGAGGUGGUGGACAACAUCAAGACCACAGAAUACUCACUGUCCGGUUUAAAGUUUGACUCGAAGUUCAUGAACUUCCGGGUACGAGCUUGCAACAAGGCAGCAGCUGGAGAAUACUCUGAUCCAGUUACCCUGGAAACCAGAGCGUUUAACUUCGGUUUCGACUCGUCGUCGUCCCAUCUGAACCUGAAGGUAGAGGACAGGAGUGUGGAGUGGGACCCCCAGGGAGGCAAGGGGCUGGAGAGCAAGGUCAAGGGCAAGGAGAACAAGGGCAGCGCUCAUCUUACCAAUCUGAAGAACAUGUCAAGUGGAACUCCGUCUCCCAAGAGGACGUCAACGACACGGUCUCCUGCCAUCAGAGGAGGCAGAGACCGGUUCACUGGAGAGUCCUACACCGUGCUAGGUGAUACCAGUAUGGACUGUGGUCAACACUACUGGGAGGUGAAAGCCCUUAAAGACUGUAAGUCCUACAGUGUUGGGGUCUCCUACAGGAACCUGGGAAAGUUUGACCAGCUGGGUAAGACCAACACUACCUGGUGUAUCCACAUCAACAACUGGCUACAGCCCUCCUUCGCUGCCAAGCACAACAACAAGGCCAAGAGCCUGGACGGCACGGCGCCUGGUCGCAUCGGGGUCUUCUGUGACCUGGACUCAGGUGGGUUUAUACAGUAUAAUAUGAGGGGUUAUUCAACACACUAUGAGGGCCUUCUGUGACCUGGACUCAGGUGGGUUUAUACAGUAUAAUAUGAGGGGUUAUUCAACACACUAUGAGGGCCUUCUGUGACCUGGACUCAGGUG